AUGGUAGUUGACACAACCUAUUAUGAUUUACUAGGCGUUAGCCCAGAUGCAAAGUCCAUAGACAUAAAAAAGGCCUAUAGGAAAAAGUCUGUGCAAGAGCAUCCCGACAAGAACCCCAAUGAUCCAACCGCCACAGAGCGAUUCCAGGCUAUUUCUCAAGCAUAUCAGGUUCUAAGUAAGGAUGACUUACGUGCGAAGUACGACAAGUUUGGGAAAGAGGAAGCUGUACCCAAAGAAGGGUUUGAGGACGCCGCUGAGCAAUUCUCUAUGAUAUUUGGCGGCGAUGCCUUUGCCUCAUACAUUGGUGAGCUUACUCUGUUGAAGAACUUACAGAAGACCGGCGAACUUUCUGCUGAAGACGAGAAAGAUAAGGAGGCCGAAAAUGAGGCCUCGGAAGAGAAGAAGGAUGCAACAACAGCUCCAAGCGAGGCUGCGAACAUGGACCAGGGGGGUGCUAAGGUUUUACCCCCUUCAGAGAGUCUUGAUAGCAUGUCGUCAACACAGAACGGGGAGAAAAAGGACAAGAAAAAGAGUAAGCUAGAGGCGUUCGAGGAGGAACAAAAAAUCGAGAAAGAGAAGAGCAUACAGGAGUUGAGCAAAUUGCUGAGCGACCGCCUUUCUAUUUUGACAGAAAGCGAGUACAACGAAGCUUGUAAAGAGUCUUUCGCUCGAAAGUUUGAGGAGGAAGCUAAUAUGCUAAAGAUGGAAUCCUUUGGGCUGGACAUUCUUCACACGAUUGGCGAUGUCUACUACGAAAAAGGCCAGAUAUUUUUAAAAUCACAGCUGGUUUGGGGCCUUGGUGGAAUGUUCCAUUCAUUUAAGGCAAAAAGCGGGGUUGUGAUGGACACUCUUAAAACGGUGUCUGCGGCUUUGGACGCACAGAAUACUAUGCAAGAGCUCGAAAAGCUUAAAGCUGUGGCAGAAUCUAACGAAGUGUUGAGAGACGAUAAGGGUCAGGAAAUCUUGAAACCAUCUGUCGAGGAGUUAGCCCAAUUAGAACAGCUCUUAAUGGGCAAGGUUUUAUCUGCGGCCUGGCAUGGAUCUAAAUUCGAGAUUAUGUCAACUUUGAGGAGCGUUUGCGACAAGGUACUAGAGGAUGCUAAGGUCGACAAAACUACUCUAGUAAGGCGCGCAGAAACGCUCAUAAUACUAGGUAAAGUAUUCAGAAAAACUUUUAGAACAAAAGUGGAACAAGAAGAAGCACAGGUUUUCGAAGAGCUAGUAGCCGAGGCCACUAAGAAAAAAUCCAAGCACAAGUAG
This is a messenger RNA of Lachancea thermotolerans CBS 6340, 1260 nucleotides long. It is a transcript of the gene DJP1, whose product is annotated as Djp1p. Gene Ontology annotation, cellular component: cytosol. NCBI's taxonomy places the organism in Eukaryota, Fungi, Ascomycota, Saccharomycetes, Saccharomycetales, Saccharomycetaceae. The transcript has a single exon. The record is from RefSeq and is a predicted model, not a curated record. The coding region runs from base 1 to 1260 and encodes 419 amino acids. Gene Ontology annotation, biological process: protein import into peroxisome matrix.